AUGAAAAAGGUUAAUAUACCGAUGAAGAUAUCUGCACUACAUGUCAAAUUUGACAAAUUAAUUGAUCUUCUAAUUACGAAUCAAAGCAAUAAUAUUAUUGAGAAACCUGAAAAUGUUGCAAAAAGCGAAAUCUUUGAAAUGGAUAUAAAACAAAUGAAGCCAUUAGCAACAGAAUCGGAUAUUAUUGAUUUAGAAAAAAAUCUGUGCAAUCAAGAAUUUGAAAUGGCAUUUGUAAAAGUGAUGAGUGAAAUAGGAGGUAUGACUGGUAAGAAAGAUGGAAACAAAAUAGCGUACUUAUUGAUGGAUAGAUUAUUUGAAAGGCAAUUGUUAACUCAAUGUUCAUGGACUGGUUCUACAAAAAACAAUCAUUCUUCGGCGCAGGCGAAGAAAGUAGAACAGCGCACUGACGGCAAGAGAAAGCGGUUCAAGAGCAGGAAGAAACGGGACGAGGAGAAGGAAGAUCAGGAGGCACGCGAGCAUCUUGUGCGAAAGCUCUUGGAGCACGACGAGUGGCAACUCCUCAAAACGCGUAUAUUGAAACAAAUCGAAAUCUUUGAAAUGGAUAUAAAACAAAUGAAGCCAUUAGCAACAGAAUCGGAUAUUAUUGAUUUAGAAAAAAAUCUGUGUAAUCAAGAAUUUGAAACGGCAUUUGUAAAAGUGAUGAGUGAAAUAGGAGGUAUGACUGAUUCUUCUGAUUCUCUAACAUUGAGUGGAAGCCAUGAAAGUUUUAAUGACACAGUGUUAGAUGAUACAAUUUUAUCUAUGGAUUCAAAUAUUAGUUCUCAUCUGAACAAAAAAAGAAGAAAUGCUGUUGCUGAAAAUAUUACUCAAUGUCAAUCAUCAUCUUCAUCGUUGCCUUCAACCCCAAAUAGCACCUUCGAUGGCUCGAAUUUCCAAACGUGGAAGUUUCAAAUGCGGUCCGUUUUCACGGCAUAUGGAUUGCUCGAUAUUGUUACUGGAACAAAGGUCAUGCACGCCGAACAAGAGACGCCGGAAGCGAAAGCCUGGAUAAAAGAUAACGCCAAAGCCAUGUUUCUUAUGUCUUCGUCUAUGGAACAUCGUCAGAUGAAGAGCCUGCUUGUGUGCACGACUGCCACCGAAAUGUGGCAGAAGCUAAGUGCAAUUCACGAGCAGAAGUCAGCAACAAACAAGUUAAUCCUGACGCAACGGUUCCAUGAGUACCGCAUGGAUUCCAGUGAUUCUGUAGUACAACACGUGGCUAAAGUACAGAACAUGGCAAUGCAGCUAAAAGACCUGGGUGAAAACGUGUCGCCAGUAGCCAUCAUGGCAAAAAUUAUAUCGAGUCUACCAGCGAAGUUUAACCCGCUGAAGACGGCAUGGGACAGUGUAGCCGUAGCAGACCAAACUGUGGACAAUCUAGUUGAACGACUGAUAAAAGAAGAACUUCGUCUUACAGCAGAAGACGAAACGGCAACCGCAUUCGCUGCAUCCACAAGCGGCAGAACACGAGGUCAUUAUUCGCACGAGUGUCAAAGAGGAAAGAAGGGUAAACAACCAAGGACAAACAGUUCGAACGUUGCAUUCUUCACAAGUUCGAAUGAUUUGGAAACGCCAUGUCACGAAAACAGUGUCACCGACAUGCGCUCGAAAAACGCAAUGCCAUCUCGCGAGUGCGCGAAAGAAUUAUUACAGCAAGAUAUCAGUGAAAUUUGGUUGACCGACAGCGGUGCUUCAAAACACGUCACAAGUCGAAGAGAAUAG
Wasmannia auropunctata (little fire ant) is the source of this 1722-nucleotide messenger RNA. RefSeq lists its product as uncharacterized. The transcript is spliced from 8 exons. The record is from RefSeq and is a predicted model, not a curated record. Bases 1 to 1722 code for a protein of 573 amino acids. Lineage: Eukaryota; Metazoa; Arthropoda; Insecta; Hymenoptera; Formicidae.